Messenger RNA from Pteropus alecto (black flying fox), 378 nucleotides. RefSeq names its product transmembrane protein 273 (gene TMEM273). NCBI's taxonomy places the organism in Eukaryota, Metazoa, Chordata, Mammalia, Chiroptera, Pteropodidae. Bases 1 to 378 code for a protein of 125 amino acids. The record is from RefSeq and is a predicted model, not a curated record. The transcript has 5 exons.
AUGGCACAUUAUGAAACUGCAGUCAGCUUGAAGCCACUGUCUACCGUCCAUGCGGGCGUGAGACUCUUCUUUGGAGACAGACCAACCCAGCUUCGAGCCUCAGAGCCCUCUUAUUCAGUAUAUGUUAGGUCCACCUUGGUCCUUCUGGAUGUGGGAGGAGCUCAAGUGUUAGCAACGGACAAGUCUGCUAGGGCCGAAACUGAUAUCAAAUAUGCCAUCAUCGGGACAGCUCUGGGUGUUGCCAUAUCGGCCGUCUUCCUAGCCCUGAAGUACUGCAUGAUCAAGAAGCACUUGUUUGAUAAUGAUUCCUCAGACCUAAGAAGCACACACCUGGGAUACAAUGACACCAUUGAGCUAAAGAAGAGAAUCCCAAGGUAA